Messenger RNA from Arachis duranensis, 1044 nucleotides. RefSeq lists its product as uncharacterized. The coding region runs from base 1 to 1044 and encodes 347 amino acids. The record is from RefSeq and is a predicted model, not a curated record. The transcript is spliced from 5 exons. Lineage: Eukaryota; Viridiplantae; Streptophyta; Magnoliopsida; Fabales; Fabaceae.
AUGAAUAGUUUGCCUAUCUACUAUCUUAGCCUAUACAAGAUGCCAAAGGUGGUAGCGGAGAAGUUGAUCUCACUCCAAAGGCGCUUCUUGUGGAGUAAAGAGAAUGGGAGAAAUGGGAUACCACUAGUAAAAUGGGAAGUGGUGAUGGCUCCAAAAAAGGCAGGUGGUCUGGAAAUUGGAGACGCAGUAAUUCGGAAUACAGAUUUGCUCUUUAAGUGGUGGUGGAGGUUCUCAAAAGAGAAUUGUCCCCUGUGGAAGAAAGUCGUCUGCUCCUGUAAUAACUUGAAUCCGAAUGAGAUGCUGUGUGGUCAGCCUGUACCUACAAAGGGGGGUCCUUGGAAGGAUAUUUGCCAGUUACAAAUCAGUGAGCCACAUGUGAGAGAAAAAAUGAUCAGGGGUUUGUAUAUGGAUGUAGGGAAUGGCAGAAUAGUACGAUUCUGGGAGGAUAUAUGGUUACCUCACGGUGUUCUUAAAGAGUUGUUUCCAAGGCUUUUCUCGAUCUCAUACCUCAAAGAUUCUGUUAUUGGGGAUUGCGGAUUUUGGGAUGGGCUAGAGUGGAUAUGGAAUUUUCAAUGGAGGAGAGAGCUUUUUCAGUGGGAGUUGGAACUAGUGUUGCAGGAAGCGGCUCUCCCGGAGGAAAUAACAAGCUAUAGCUUCACAAGUGCGAUUUGGGAGGGUUUCGUUCCACCAAGGAUCGAGUUAUUCUCUUGGUGUGGUGUGCUUGGCUAUUCGCUCUUGGAAGAAAAUGGACCAUGUCUGGCACACUCAAACAACACUUUGAAAGCUGGGCAAAUGCCGCAGCAAGAAGAGGUUAUAGUGUUCUUCUUAGUUGUUCUAGGUAUUACUGUAGUUGUUUUUCUAGUUCUUCUGGACGAGGUGGACCACUUUAGAGUGGAAUAUGCUUCCAGGAUUCUAUUCCAUGACAUGAAUCUAGACAAAGCUGAAGCCAUUAGGAAAAGUAAUGCAAUAAGACUGUUCAAGCCAUCCUCGUUUUUAUUGAGUCCAUAUUGUCAGAUAGAUUCUGAGGAUAUUGACACUGUUUAA